AUGAUCAUCAAAUUCUCCAUAUCAUCAAAAUACUUCCUGGGAAUUACAUUGCUGAAUUUAAUAUUUGAAAAUUUAGUGAAUGCACAAAUUCCUCCUACAGACUCUCCUACAAACUCUCCUACAAAACCUCCUACAGACCUUUACGAAGAUGAUCCUGCAGGAUUCUUGAGCGUGGUUAUCAUAGGAUUCAUCUUUGCUUUUCUCGCUCUUGCAGGAAUAUUUUUUGUGCUUAACAGAAUCUAUUAUAGAUGGACUCAUAAGCAUAAAUCUUUGUCGAUGGCCCUUAGAGUUCGUCUUGCAAUAUAUCAUACCUCAUUUUCUGAUCAAGUCUGUAAAAGCGUUGCUGCUGUAUCAGUUACAUUUACACUCAUUCAUAGGCUGACCAUCGCUGGUAUUUCUAUCAUUACAUACAUGAGAGUAUGUCAACAAAAGAUAUGUGAUACUGGUAGAUAUGAUUGGAAAAUAUUUUUACCUACGACCAUCAUUUCAGUGAUUCUUUCUAUUAUGUCACUACCAACUUAUGGUUCUAAUAUAUAUUGGUGCGCCGCAAAAGCAGAGACAAUAAUGGUUCCAAUAUUUUCUAUUUUUUUAACUUUUUUUGUGCUCUCUAUCUGUUUAUUCUGUUACGUCCAAACUAUCCGAUCUAUACGUGACAUUAAAAAACAACAAUCAAAAAUUGUUGAGAAUCGAGCUAGGAAUAGUUCUUAUAAAGCACCUAUAGAAGAAGUUGAAAUUAAAGUCUCUGUAAAGGUUUUGGGUUAUAUACUUGUAUAUAUGAUACAAUGGAUUCCAGCCAUACCAUAUGAUAUAUAUUCAUUACUUGGACAUACCAGACCUUGGGUUUAUUGUAUGGUUACUGUGGCGGUUAAUAUGGGAAGCAUUGGAAAUGCAAUAUUUUAUGUAAUAAAUGAAGGUUGGACUCGUCAUGGAAAUAGUAAUUCUUCUUUGUCAUACGAACAAGUAAAUCUUAAGGAUAUGAGUGGUUCAAAGAGUGGAUCGAAAGAUGGUGGCACUAGUUCCGUUGAAGUUUAG
Molecule: messenger RNA, 1032 nt
Organism: Dentiscutata erythropus
Lineage: Eukaryota; Fungi; Glomeromycota; Glomeromycetes; Diversisporales; Gigasporaceae
Source: the annotation of a GenBank genome assembly